This is a messenger RNA of Saccostrea cuccullata (small rock oyster), 3591 nucleotides long. RefSeq names its product calcium-responsive transcription factor-like. The record is from RefSeq and is a predicted model, not a curated record. Gene Ontology annotation, cellular component: nucleus. Gene Ontology annotation, molecular function: RNA polymerase II cis-regulatory region sequence-specific DNA binding; DNA-binding transcription factor activity, RNA polymerase II-specific. Gene Ontology annotation, biological process: regulation of transcription by RNA polymerase II. The coding region runs from base 48 to 2048 and encodes 666 amino acids. The transcript is spliced from 11 exons. Lineage: Eukaryota; Metazoa; Mollusca; Bivalvia; Ostreida; Ostreidae.
UGCAAAAAAUAAGGUAAUUUUCUUUUCCAAUGUUUUAGAAAAAAACAAUGGUGGAUUGUUUAGACAUGGUAAGUUCAACUUCCGAAGUCAUUAACACAGUUACCAUGGUGUCUGGCACAGAAACUGAUGACAUCAUCACAAUUGAUCCAACUCUGAAGGAUGAUUUGAAUGAUGAAACAAUUGUGGACACAGAGACAGGACUAGCUGUUACAUCCAUGUCCCCUAGUCUUGCUAACCCAACCAUUCAGGGCCUGCUUUCCUCUCCCGCCGGGCUUACUUUGCCCAGUGGGCAGCUCCUGACAACUACAGACGGGAUACAGAUCAUUGCUGUCAAUGGAACCAAUGACCUCACCAGGGAGGGGCAGAUAUGGCAGGUGGUCCACCCCGACAUGGCCACUAUCAUCGCUGUAAAUGCCGAUCAGACAUUUGAAAUUGAACCCAAAGAAGAGGAUAAACUAGGAGAUACUGACAUGCAGGAUGGUGAGACUAGUCGCUCAGGGACUGGAUCGGUCGGGGACGGGGUACCAGACAAUGCUGAUGUUCUCCCCCCAGACACUCCACUGUGGGCUCAGAGGAUGAACAAGUGUCAGAAAAUAGGAGACUACUACCGAGGGUAUGUGGAUUCUGAAGCUGACCUUGACCUUUUGUUGACCUACCACAAGCAGCAGACCCAGAGUUUCUGGGGCACCCGUCAGUCGCCCUGCCCCGCCAAACCCUCCACCCGACUCAUGUGGAGGUCACAGUAUGUCCCGUUUGAUGGAGUUCCUUUUAUGAAUCUAGGGAGUAGAGCGGUAGUCAUGGAGUGUCAGUUUGGGCCAAGGCGACGAGGAAAUGCCAAAAACACAUCUACAGAGUAUAAACAAACCUGUCCUGCAAGAAUAUAUAUCAAAAAGGUCAAGAAAUUUCCUGAGUUUGCUGUAGAUGUUAAUCAAGAUAAGAAAUCCCUCAAAGCUGCAAUGGACAACGCCUUUCAUCAGCUGAAGGUUCUUGGAACCAAUGACAUUGGUAAAGAAUUGUAUUAUGUCCAGUUACCUAUAGAGAAAGCCCAUGAAUUCCACGGAGAGCUGCAGCUGACCCCAGCGGAGGCCCCCGCGACUGUAGCCCCUGACCCAGAGUCCCCCAAAGAGAGACUGGACCCCCGGGUCCGACAAAAAAUCCGAGAACUCGUGGCAGCGGGAGAAACCAGUGUGUACGCUGUCAGAAAACAGCUGAGAACUUAUGUGUCCAAAGUGCUGUAUCUGGGUACAGAGGUACCGGAGAGACAUGACUUGACCCUGUUUCCUACAGUCAACGACCUGAAGAAUCAGAUUCACCAGGCCAUGGUAGACGUUGAGAAUGGGACUCUGGCAGUUACCACUCCUCAGGUUAAUGUGGAGAUUGUUGGUCAGUCCUCAGCCAGGCAGACAACCGAGUUUUCUUCUGUAGUGGACGGCUCUGUGUGGUCAUCUGAUGGUGUGGAGCCCGUCCCGGAGACGGUCACUGUGACCCUGACCCAGAAACCAGGGGAUGAUGGCCAUCAUGUGAUAUCCCGCAUUGAGACCCACUUGAGUGAUGGUUCUACACGGAUCAGCACACACCUGACACCAGAGACGGCCCAGCUUCUGUCUCGUCUUCAUCCUAACAUGUUCCCUGCAGGAUGUCUUCUACCUUCCAAUGAUCCCGAUGAAUCUCAGCAGUCCCUGAUCGAGUCUAAAACAGACGACUUCCCCCUGAAGGAGGACUCCUCUGACACUCUGUGUAUCAGUGCUAUCCCCCCCUCCACCAGCCAGAUCCCCCCCAUGUUAGACGGUGCAGAGACCCAUGACAUAGAAUCCCUGGCUGUGAUAGUUAACAGUGACGAGUGUGCUAGUCAGACAAUGAUGGUGUCUAUAGACAAUGGUAACCUUGACAACGCGUCAGAUCCUCCAUCCAUCGUCCAUCACGCAGAGGAGGAAGAUACCUCAAUAGAAAACCAACUCAACUGUGUCGGUGUUUCCAUGGAAACAGACUCCGAAAUCAUUCUCAGUGAUACACCUGUGUCAGAAUUUCAACCUAUUACGGAUUCCUAGUGCAAUAUUUUAAUUUAUUUAUUUCUUUGUUAUGUUACUGAGCUUUUUAUUUUGAUAGCUAAAAUUUUAUUUAUUUAUAUUGAGCAUGCCUUAAGUUGUGUAUUUUUGGAUCUGAUAUGAGAGGUAGACAUAUGGUGAUCAGUGUGAAUUGUACAAUUUUUCAUUUUAUCUUUUUCCUCUAAACAUAAUGAUUUGCAAGAUUGAACCCUUUUUACAAAUCUAAUUAAGGACCCUCCAUUGUUGUGGAAAAAUUAGAAACAGAUCACCAACACUCCAUGAGAAUGCAGCAGGUAUUUUGUUUAGACGAUGGUCAUUGUGAGAACAGUCAAGCAUGUCUGAUGAAAAAUGUAUUUUUGGACUUUGAAAAACUUACAUUAAAAUUUAAUGCCUUCUUUACUUAGGAAAAAUCUCCAAAAACAACAUAGGACUGAUAAUUAUAUACUGAUAAAAAAAAUCUAUGUUGACACAAAAAGGCAUGCAAUAAAAGUUUUUAAUUUCUCAAUCUUGGAGAAAUAUCAUUUUUAGGACUCUUGAAUUAAUUACAAAUUAUUUAUAUAAUAUGUCAUACAGUGCAGAUUACAUGCUAUUCUGUUUAAUGUCAAAUAGUGGUUCAGUCUAAUUGCACAAUAGUACCUUGAAGUUAGUGUGUAGUGUAAAGAGGGUCCUUAAUUUUCAGAUUUUAUAUUCAAUUCCUAGCUUUGAUUUUGCUUAUCUUUCCUUACCAGAGAGUUUGAAAAAUUAAAAUUGUUUUAUAAUGACAUUUUUUGUAUAAGAGUACAAGUACAUGUAUAUCAGGAAUUAACACUUUCACAUUUUUAAGUACGUAUAUUAGCAUUUAUGUUUUGACAGUUAAUUGUUAAUACCCAAAGAUGACCCAUGAAUAUCAAAAUACUAUAUACAGGAAAUUUUUGCCCCAGUUUUAUUUGUUUUGUUUUCACGAAUACUCUUAGGUGGCUAAAUAUGAAAUUGGACAAAUUAAAAAGAAACAGUACAAUUUGAAACGGAAUUGUGAUUAGGGGAAUUUAAAAUGGAGCAAAAUUGUUGCAAGUGUGAAAGGGUGAAAAUAACACUGCAUACAGUAUUCUCAAAGAGAAUGUCUUUCAAUUUUUAAAGUGAUCAACAAGUGCACAGGACUAUGAAUUGCGUAUCUUUUGAUACCCUUGUCUUUCUCUUUUGGCAGACACAAAUUACACUAACAAUACUAGCAUGUUUCUACAUGUACUUAUCUCAUACAGUAUUUUUCUUUUCUUUAUGGAAAGCAAACCAAAGAUAUUUUAUUAUUGGACAGACAGUGAGGCUGAGAUGUCUUAAAAUGAAGGCUUUAAUCAUAAAUAAUGUGUACCAGGCAAAAUUCACUUCUCCUUGUUACACCCCUUAUAACUUUGGUUAAGAACAUAUUUUAUUGAAUGAAUCAAAAGGAUUAAAAACAAGUUUUUACAACGUACUGGUUCCCUGUCCUUCACUUCUACUAGGUACAGGUGCUCUGCUGAAGGUUCCAAAUAACUAUACUACAUGUGAAUCAUUAAAGUCAUUUGAAAUACUG